Metarhizium brunneum ARSEF 3297 is the source of this 1140-nucleotide messenger RNA. RefSeq lists its product as uncharacterized. The record is from RefSeq and is a predicted model, not a curated record. NCBI's taxonomy places the organism in Eukaryota, Fungi, Ascomycota, Sordariomycetes, Hypocreales, Clavicipitaceae.
AUGCCAGCGGCGGACGCGGACUACCUAGCACAAAGCAAGUCCGGAAUCCUAAAGGUAAUCGUUUGGGUUGCUGCUGGGCUGCCGACCUUGUUUGUCCUCAUGCGCUGCUACACGCGGAUAUGUCUAAGGAGAGUAUUUGGCGUUGAUGACUCUUUCAUGGUGGCGGCCGUGAUUCUCUUAAUUGCGUAUGCUGCCGUCCUUACCGUAGCCGCAGAUAAGGGGCUGGGCCGGCAUCUUGAAUAUGUUGCCCAAAGCCCAAAGGAUGCAAUGGAUGUUGCGCUGCUAAGCUUUGUGUCGCAGCCGCUGGUCAUCAUGUCGUGUGCCUUUGGGAAAACCAGCUUUGCCUUGACUUUGAUCCGGGUGGCAGCACAGCACUGGGUCAUGGUGUUACUUUGGUUCAUCAUCAUUUCCAUGAACAUUUUGCACAUGCUGAUUUCCAUUUUUGUCUUUACUCGCUGCGAGGACCCUCGACACCUUUGGAAUCCCAGUAUUCCUUCCAACUGUUGGUCAGCCAAGGCGUUUGACGACCUGUCUCUAUUCAUAGGUUCAUAUUCGGCCGCAACCGACUUUAUUCUCGCUUUGCUGCCAUGGGUAAUCCUCUGGAAACUCCAGAUGAAGAAGCGGGAAAAGUUUGGAGUUGCCGUGGCUAUGAGCCUCGGCAUUUUUGCCGGUUCCAUUGCGAUCAUCAAGAUCCAGUAUCUUGUCGCAAACACUGAUGGCAAGGACAUCACUUACUCCCUUGCGUCGCUUCUGGGAUGGGCUGGAGUAGAGAACGGCGUAAUUCUGCUAGGCGCCUGUGUUCCAACCUUGCGGCCAUUGCUCAAGAAGAUAUUCCCCGGGUCUUCAGCCAAGAAGGAAGAGCCGUCCAAUGACAGCAGCGAGCUCAUCACCUUUACCAAUUUCAACAUGUUUGCUCCAAAAGCCAGACGAGGGCACUGGAGUACUACAGUCGGAACCGAGAUUCAUCAAGAGGCAGACGACCAAAGCGAGCGGAGCAUCCUCAAACGAGCCCCUGAAGAAGGCGAAAACAUUGAGGUUGCUCACCGUCUAAGUCGAGGAGCUUGUAGGACGCAGUCCAACGAUUCACCGCAUCACAUUAAGAAGACAAUAGAGGUUGACGUCAUUUACGAUCAACCAUGA